Messenger RNA from Synchiropus splendidus (mandarinfish), 2153 nucleotides. It is a transcript of the gene zc3h10, whose product is annotated as zinc finger CCCH-type containing 10. The transcript has 3 exons. Gene Ontology annotation, molecular function: metal ion binding. NCBI's taxonomy places the organism in Eukaryota, Metazoa, Chordata, Actinopteri, Syngnathiformes, Callionymidae. Bases 255 to 1895 code for a protein of 546 amino acids. The record is from RefSeq and is a predicted model, not a curated record.
CCCCUUUCUAGCGCUAGAUGGCGGUAAAACUGCUGGGCUUCUUCGUUGGUGGUGGAAGAUGGAUGAAGGGACGUGCGUGAACAGCAGCUCCUGGGCCCUCGAAUAUGUAUGAAAACAAUAACCGUUUGGAAGAACUCUGAAGAUAUAGACCCUUGAAGUUACUUCCCUUGAUAUAUCCCUGAACAUUCACCAGGUCACGUCAGAAUCCGUCACACACAUGAGUGCGGUUUUCUCCUGGAGCUGGGCCCAGCGCCAUGCCUGACCGGGACAGUUCCUACCUGUCAGGUAGUGGUGGUAGUGGAGGCAAUUUGAUAGAGGAGGGAGGACAGCCGUCUGGUUUGACUGGCUGUUCGGCAGAGGGCAGGGGAAGUACAGGUGGAGGUGGUAGCAGCUCUGGUGCUGUGGGCAUGGGGGGUGGAGGGGCACUAGGGAAUGGCAACAGUUGUGGCAACGGAGGUGGAGGGCAGAACGCAGGACAAGCACUGGAUGGUGUCUGCAGGGACUUCAUACGCAAUGUUUGUAAAAGAGGGAAACGCUGCCGUUUCAAGCACCCAUACUUCAAUGAGGUGCCGGAUUUAGGGGUGCAAAAAAACGAAUUCAUUUUCUGCCAUGAUCAUCAGAACAAAGAAUGCACUAGAGCUAACUGCCGUUUUGUGCAUGGAUCUAAGGAGGAUGAGGACUAUUACAAGAAAACUGGAGAGCUGCCACUCAGGCUGAGGGGGAAGGUUGCAGCACGACUUGGUCUCUCCCCUAUGGAUCUUCCCCACAGCCGUGGAGAAGUCCCCAUCUGCAGAGAUUUCUUAAAAGGCGAAUGUGUCAGGGGCCACAAGUGUAAAUUUCGCCACGUCCAAAAAGAUUUUGAAUAUGACCCCUCGAGGGGCGGUGUGGGAAGUGUUAUUGGGACCAAUAAUAGUGGGAUAAUUAAUGCAGGUGGAGGGAUGGGAGGUGGUGGGGGCACAUGUGGAGGAAUGCCAGGACUCGUUGGAGGUGGAGGUGGAAAUAAUAUGAUGGGUAUGGGCUGUCCAAGUUUGGGCGGCUGUCGAGAUCCCAUCAUCUCAGGGGUUGGUGGAGUAGGACCUGGAGGGAUGGGUGGGUGUCUCUCCAUUGGGACUUCAGGCCAGCGUCGAUAUGACAGGAGUUCAUGUUCAGUAUAUGAUCCCCUGUUGGAGAGUGGACUCUUUGACGCUGGCUCGCUGGAGGCCUCCGUGGACUUGCAGAUCAAGAGACGUCGAUUGGAAGGGUUGCGUCUGGCUGACGGAAGUGGAGCCGGGCACUAUGAGCUCGGCGUCCAGCCCACAUUGGUCCCUCGUCCUCUUGAGUACAGACUACUGGAAGAGGAAAAUUCUCUGCUUCGGAAACGCGUGGAAGAGUUGAAAAAACAGGUUUCAAAUCUGCUUGCGACCAACGAGGUUCUUCUGGAGCAGAACGCCCAGUUCCGCAGCCAAGCCAAAGUGAUGACGCUGUCCUCCACGCCUGCACCUACUGAGCAGACUCUGGCGCCCCCGGUGGGGGCCGUCAGUUCCUACAACCACAGCAUUGCACAGACUCACACCACUUUGAGCAGUGCAGGACUGCAGCCUCGCCCAGUUACUCAGCAGGAUCUUGUAGCCCCCACAGGAGCCCCUGCUGCACCCCCUACUAAUGCAGCGCCACCCACUGCACCCCCGCCUCACCUCAACCCCGAGAUCACCCCCCUCUCAGCUGCACUGGCACAGACUAUAGCUCAAGGCAUGGCACCUCCCGUGUCAAUGGCACCUGUGGCGGUUUCCGUGGCACCAGUGGCUGUGUCAAUGACACAACCCCUGCCUGGCAUCACUAUGAGUCACGCCACCACGCCCAUGGUAUCGUACCCCAUUGCCAGUCAGAGUAUGAGGAUCACCACCUUGCCACAUUAACUAUCAAGGCUGCAACAACCUGAAGAUUUUAUGUUCACAUUUGAUAAGAUGUUUGAUCACACGCUUGCCCCCUGCAGAGCAAGAUAGACUGUGAAGACUGUUCUGUGGCAUCUGAAAAUGUUUCUGCCAAGUGACGUAUUAAAAGAAACAUUGUCUUUCCAAGAGUUUAAUUCUUUUUUAGCUCUACCUAGAACAAUUUUUAUAUAUAUCCUACUGGGGAAAUAAACGUUUUAUGAGUAUUUCUACCUGUCUGGGACA